UCUUUUGUUCAUAUAUUUAGAGCAAGUCUAACCACUUAGACAUAGGCUUGUGGGUAGCUAGAGUAGACAAAAGCAGGGAACACGACAUGUCAUAAAGAAUACAAAGAUUGUCAACUCGCAAAUUUAACUUAUUUUUCCGCAGUUCACACCCGAUCGUCAGUCGGUACGAGCUUAUGCCUAUGUAUCACCCGUCGCACCUCCAUCGUGUGCAGUAAAACACCGAGAGAGAUUACGAGAUGAGCUGCAGCAUAAAGCCCGAGAGAUGCUUAUCAGUUGAGUGUGACGUGUGUGUAGGUGUGGGUGGUUAGCGGGCGGACAGUAUCCAUCCGUAUUGGAUACCCAAAUGGAUUGCUUUUGACAUUCUAGUCUGGGCAGUCGAGAAGCCCAAAACGGGACGUUGUGGCGAUCGCAUUGUCUCAUCUUCCUCAACACUCGAUCCUCCUGUUGAGCAUCUCACACACAGACUAGAGUCAACUACAAACAAAACCCAAAAACGUUUAAUUUAAGUUAUUAAAUUUGAAAGAUACAACAAGGAAAAAUGGCUGAAGUCAAGGCUCGUACUGUGCUAUGGUACAUGGCAUUUUUUGGAUUCAUUGUCAACUAUAUGUUGCGGAUUAAUCUGAAUAUCACAAUUGUGGAUAUGUUGGCAGAGAAAGGUAAGACGACGCCAGUUGCGAAUCUAUCUCUCGCCAGCUCUUCGAAUGCAACGGACUUUGUACGCCCGGAAAGAUUGUCAUUGGAGCGUGGGAUUCUGGAUUGGGCACAUAUAUCGUAUGAAAAGGAGGGAUUCCACUGGAAUGAGAAGCAACAAGGCGCUUUAUUGGGAUCCUUUUUCUGGGCCCACUGGAUUUUGCAGAUUCCUGGUGGAGUUUUAGCAAGAAAAUACGGAACAAAAUUGAUUUUUGGCUGGUCGAAUGGCAUUGGAAUCUUCUGUUGUUUCAUCAUACCUCUUGUAUCCUACCUGGGAUAUAGUUAUCUAUUGUGGUUACGGGUCUUCCAGGGAUUUGUGACGGGCUUAGCUUGGCCUUCCAUGCAUGUGAUGACUGCCAAAUGGAUUCCUCCCAAUGAACGCAGUAAAUUCGUCAGUGCUUAUUUGGGCAGUUCCGUGGGCGUGGCUUUGUUUUAUCCCAUUUUCGGUUACAUCAUUGACUUGAUAGGCUGGGAGAGUGUCUAUUAUGUGUCUGGAGUUGUUGGAACUUUCUGGUUUAUUUCCUGGCAGUUUUUGGUUUUCGACAGCCCAGCCGAACAUCCUCGCAUCGACGAAUCAGAAAGACGUUAUAUAGAAAAGUCACUUGGAGCAUCCGUGCAGAAUACUAAUCCAGGACCGACACCUUGGCGGGAGAUAGUCACCUCGAGACCUGUCUGGAUGAAUGUGGUAGCACAAUGGGGUGGUAUCUGGGGUCUCUUUACUCUAAUGACCCAUGGUCCGACCUAUUUCCGGAUCAUACAUCACUGGGAUGUCAAAGCGACCGGCUUCCUUUCUGGGCUUCCACAUUUGAUGCGCAUGUUGUUCGCCUAUGGCUUUUCAAUGUUUGCGGAUUACUUGCUGCGUACGGAACGGGUUAGUCGCACCAAUGUACGAAAACUGGCCACGGCUGUUUGUUGCCUACUGAAGGGUCUGGUGGUGUUGGCUUUGGCCUAUUUUGGCUACAAUUCCACUGCGGCCAUUGUUUUGGUGACUGUUGCUACGAUGGUUCACGGAGCCGUCUCCUCCGGUCCACUGGCCUCAGUUGUGGAUCUCGCUCCAAAUUAUGCCGGCAUAGUGUUGGGAGUAAGUGGGGCCAUUGGCGGCAUGCCGGGCUUUAUCUCACCCUUCAUUGUGGGUCUACUGACGCAAGGAAAUCAAACUAUUGAGGCCUGGAAACAUGUAUUCCAACUGACCGCCGCCAUGUUAAUUGGCAGCGGAAUUCUGUAUGUCCUGUUCUCGGACUCGACUCUUCAAGCCUGGAAUAGCGGCUGCUGCACUACAUUGCCCGAUGUUAAUCUCAAAGAGCUGCAAGCCCUUGCGGAGGAGAAGAAGCCACUCAAUGUGGAUCCCGAUGUGACCACAGAAGUCGAUGAUGAAAGCAAAACAAAACCCGAAAACGAUGAAAAGUGAUUGCACGUCAUUUUUAUUGGCAUUAUUCCAUUUUACCUGUGCCUUUGUGUCGCUCAGGUCUUUCUUAGAUAAGACUGGCAAAAUAUUUGCUUGCGGCUUUAGUCAGUGACAAGUUUUUUCUCUAGAUUUUAAGCAAUCUUGUUAUGAUUAGGUUUAAGGUUCCAUGUGUCUGUUGGGGCGACUGACUUUGUUUGUCGUCCAGUGUGCCUCCGUACUUUCAUGUUCUGAAUAAAAUAUGGUUGAUAAAAGCGAAA
This is a messenger RNA of Drosophila willistoni, 2352 nucleotides long. It is a transcript of the gene NaPi-T, whose product is annotated as sialin. NCBI's taxonomy places the organism in Eukaryota, Metazoa, Arthropoda, Insecta, Diptera, Drosophilidae. Bases 539 to 2098 code for a protein of 519 amino acids. Gene Ontology annotation, molecular function: transmembrane transporter activity. The record is from RefSeq and is a predicted model, not a curated record. Gene Ontology annotation, biological process: monoatomic anion transport; transmembrane transport. Gene Ontology annotation, cellular component: plasma membrane. The transcript has 6 exons.